This is a messenger RNA of Dendrobium catenatum, 779 nucleotides long. Its product is annotated as actin-depolymerizing factor 5. NCBI's taxonomy places the organism in Eukaryota, Viridiplantae, Streptophyta, Magnoliopsida, Asparagales, Orchidaceae. Gene Ontology annotation, biological process: actin filament depolymerization; actin filament bundle assembly. Gene Ontology annotation, molecular function: actin filament binding. The record is from RefSeq and is a predicted model, not a curated record. Bases 116 to 547 code for a protein of 143 amino acids. The transcript is spliced from 3 exons. Gene Ontology annotation, cellular component: actin cytoskeleton; cytoplasm.
UUGGAACCCCAUCUUCUUAUAUCUUUCCCUUUCCAAGCUACCUUCUCCUUUCCCCAAAAGAGAGAGAAAGAAAUACACAGAGAACAGAGCAGUGAGACAGAGAGAGAGAGAGAUCAUGGCGAUGGCUUUCAAGAUGGCAACUGAGGGGAUGAAUGUGAGGGAGGAAUGUCGCAAAUCCUUCUUGGAGAUGAAGUGGAAGAGAGUACACCGUUACAUUGUCUUUAAGAUUGAUGAGAGCACUAAGGCGAUCAUGGUCGACAAGCUCGGCGGAGCUGCCGAGUGCUAUGCCGAUCUCGCCGCCUCCCUCCCCGCCGACGAUUGUCGCUACGCCGUCUUCGAUUUCGACUUCGUCACCGUCGACAAUUGUCAGAAGAGCAGAAUGUUCUUCAUCACUUGGUCUCCUGCUGCAUCAAGGAUUAGAGCAAAGAUGCUCUAUGCAACAUCAAAACAAGGACUGAGGAGGCUUCUUGAUGGAGUCCACUAUGAAGUUCAAGCCACUGAUCCUACUGAGAUGGGAUUUGAUGUCAUCAAACAGAGAGCUUACUGAUUUCUUGCCUAAAAUAAUCAAAAGUAAUAAACCUAUUUAAGGCUAAAAUGAAGGAUUAUCUUCUCCUAAUUACCAGCUAAGUACAUCUUCUGAUGUUCAGAUUACUGUUUUUACUUAUUAACUGUACUUUGUCUCUUAAGCAGAAAGAAGAAAGUGGAGAGGAGCUGAUAGGCUUUCAGCCGCUUCUCUUUCUUUUCUCAUUAAGGUCAUUAAUCUUAUUUAAUUAUGCUUA